AUGACCAUGCAGAUCCGGCUGCGAGGGGACAAGAAGAUGCACAAGAACCUGGGCCAAAGCGGUGACGCGUCCCGAGCAGGUCCGGCAUCUCUGUGGCGGGUGCGUGAUGAGCCCCCAGGUGCCAACUCCUGGGACUCGGCCGCGGUGCUCACCCUGUGCCGGCUGCCCCAGCGGCAUCCCCAUGGCACCCCUGCGUCACUGCCGGUGGUGGGCUCCAAGAUUGCAGCUCCUGCGCACGGGGCGGGGGCCGGAUCCGCAGCGCUCACCCUGCCGCAGCCGGAGCCCCCGCACCCUCAGCAAACGGCCACGCCCAUGUGCAACGCAGAGCCGGAGGCGCUGGGCUCCGGGGGAGGAAGGGACCUGAUGGCAGAGCCCGAGCCCCCUCCAGAGCUGCAGCUGGAUGAAGCCGGAGCAUCCUCAGCCCCGCAGGGAGCGGCUGCAGGCACUGCUCCGCACCCGGACCUUUUGCACAGCCCGUUAGACCCAGCAGCGGGCGCGGGGGUGACACCCCUGCACAGGGGCAGCCCAGACGCCUGCCAGGAGCUGCAGGCAGACAGCAGGGAUGCUUCCUUGGAGCUAAACAUGCCAGGGGCCCAGCUGGAUGAGAAUGUGGCCGGGGCCAGGAUCCCGCUGGACGUGGACGUGGCAGGAAUCCCGCUGGAUGUGGAUACAGAGGGAGUAGGGAUCCCGCUGGAUGUGGGUGGGGCAGGAAUCCCACUGGACGUGGAUGCAGGUGGGACGGGGAUCCCACUGGACAUGGAUGCAGAGGGAGUAGAGAUCCCACUGGAUGUGGAUGGGGCAGGGAUCCCACUGGAUGUGGAUGCAGGUGGGACAGGAAUCCCACUGGACGUGGACGCAGAUGGAGUAGGGAUCCCGCUGUACAUGGACACAGAUGGGGCAGGGGGGCCCGAUGCGGACGCAGAUGGGGCAGGGAUCCCGCUGGAUAUGGAUGCAGAGGGGGCAGGCAGCCCCCUGGACGCGGAUGGUGCGGAGCAUCAGUGCCUCACCCUCGAAGAGCUGGGGGACUACUUCCAAGAGUGCAUCGAAGCCGUCGAGCAGCUGGAGAAAGAGAGAGACAGCCUGAUUGUGGAGCUCGCCCAGCUCCGGGAGCCGGCACUGCAGGAGAUCCGCCAUGCCCAUGAGGAGAUCCAGGCAGCCUGCCGGCUGCUGGCCAAGGUGGAGCUGGAGAGGGACAACCUGAAGGAUGAAAUCCGGCAGAUCAAGCAGAAGCUGUUCAAGGUGACGAAGGAGUGCGUGGCUUGCCAGUACCAGCUGGAGAGCCGGCGGCACGACCUCUCCCAGCACGCUGCUUACCAGGGCGAGCUGGAGACCCAGGCUGGGCAGCUCUCUAGCGAAUUGUCCCGGCUGAAGGAGACCUGCGAGAAGGAGAAGGAGGUUUUGAGGCAACGGCUGGAGAUGCCACCGUGUCGGCAGGAUAACCUGUACCUGCAGGAGAGCCGCCGGCUCUCCAUGGAGUUCGAGAGCUUCGUGGCGGAAAGCCGGCGGGGUCUGGAGGAGCACUAUGAGCCCCAACUGCUGCGGCUGCUGGAGAGACGCGAGGCGGGGGCGAAGGCGCUGCAGGAGAUGCAUGGGGAGAUCCAGGGGAUGAAGGAAGCCCUGCGGCCCUUGCAGGGGGAGGUCAGCCGGCUGCGGCUGCAGAACCGGAGCCUGGAGGAGCAGAUCGUCCUCGUCAAGCAGAAACGGGAUGAAGAGGUCGGGCAGUACCGGGAGCAGGUUGAGGAGCUGGAAGACAGGCUGAAGGAGCUGAAGAACGGGGUCCAGCUCCAGCAGCGCAAGAAUCAGGAACUGGAGGAGCUGAGGACCAGCCUCCACCGGGAGCUCUCCAUCUACAAGAGCUGCUUAGAAAUCUACGGCCACCUUUGCAAAUCGGAAGAAAAAGCAGACCAGGACCGUUAG
Messenger RNA from Nipponia nippon (crested ibis), 1917 nucleotides. RefSeq names its product syncoilin, intermediate filament protein (gene SYNC). Gene Ontology annotation, cellular component: intermediate filament. The record is from RefSeq and is a predicted model, not a curated record. Lineage: Eukaryota; Metazoa; Chordata; Aves; Pelecaniformes; Threskiornithidae.